UAUUCACAUUAUUUUCAACUGGAGAGCAGAGGGAAAAACAGCAUUUGGGUAACAUAGCAGACUGUGUCCCGGUUCAAUACUUUCUACGCCGGACAACAGCAACAGCAAUCUGCUGACAUUUACACACUCCGUUUCUGGCUGUUAUUGUGUUGAAGUGUGGAGACGUUUUUAAAAAAAUGUUUUAUUGUGAAGUUCUACUUUCCAAGAGACCGGAAACUGCGGUGUCGCAAUUGGGUGAAACUAACUUUCACUCUUCACAAUUCUUGUGAAGUGUGUGCAGACGCACCUGUCGCAGGUACCGCGGGGAGUUUUGUUUUUAAAAGUUUUAUGGUUUUACCUUUUCGACUCUACAUUUCGGGAAUGACAACACCUUACGUCGACCAGAAAAGUGACCGUAUAAGUCACAUGGCGGCCGCAUACCUGUGAGUUACAUGCUGUCGUAAAAAUGGUUCGUCGCUUCUUCCUGGCCUGGUGUGUCCUCACGUCCUGCAUAGUUUCUGGACAGCCUACAUAUGUCCUCCAAGGGCAGACCUUCCAACUGCGACCAGACAUCACUCGACAACCCGAUGAAAUUCUGUGGAAACACAAUGGCAACAAAGUGGUGGAAUUUAAUGGCAAGGAAGAGGACGUGUACGGCCAAUAUCAACACAGAGUCACUCUCGACUGGGUCACUGCAGAACUAGAUAUCAUAGACGUCAGAUCUGAAGAUAGUGGAGAAUAUGAAUUGGAAGCGUAUAGGGAGAACCUGCUGUAUAAUUUUCACUAUGAAUUACAGGUGAUAGGCAGGGUUGCCAAGCCUACCAUUUCCUGUAACAUGAGUAGUGGCAGCUCUAAUACACAUGGGACCCAGGCAACGCUGACAUGCUCCGCAGAACCCACACACCCUCAGUCUGUACUGAAGUAUGAGUGGCAAUCACGUGGAAAUGUGCUGCUGGGCCCAAAGUUAACAAUAAACUUGGAGGAUGAAGAUGCUGAUCAAAUACAUACUUGCGUGGUGAGCAACCCUCUGACAAAUGAAAAGGCUACAUUCACAUCAAAGAGCUGCUACUCUGAUUCACCUGUAGCCCUGGUUGCCAGCCUUGUCACUAUCUUUAUUGUGCUCAUAUGUGUGGCGUUGGCCAUAGUGUUCUGCAAACUAAAGAGAAAAGCUUGUUUUGCUAAACAAAACAAAGAUGAGGAGCAGAGGUCGCCAGCAGAAUCAAAGCAUCUGUUGGACCAAGCAUCCACACUCCCCUCUCAUCAACGACUUGACCGUUUCCAAGGUGACGGUAAUAUGGAAGCUGGUGUUACCAGUCACAAUAAAGACAAGGACAAUGGACACAGACAUGGAGAAGAUCAUGACACAGAUUUACAAGAUGAGAAACCAAAAAAAGGUCAUGUCAAAGGACUCAUAGAUAUAUUUUCUCCAAAGAGUAAUGGACAAUCUUCACCUCCAGACACACAGAGAGAUCAUAACACAGAUUUACAAGAUGAGACACCAAAAAAAGGUCAUGUCAAGGGAAGCGUAGCUAUAAUUACUCCAAAGAGUUAUGGACAAUCUUCACCUCCAGACACACUGAGAGAUUUAGAGAAGAACGCAGACCAGGAUGAGGGAGCUAUAUCUUCUCCAUCCCCUCUUGGUAGAAAGCUGUCGUUUUGUCUGGAUCAGGACAGUCCCAUCAGCAAAGACAAAGUAGAUGUCGAUGAAGAUCAGUUGGGAAGAAAUUUAGGGAACGAGAUGGAACCCGACCCACCUGGUGAGUUGGACAUCACUAAAGACACACAGUCUGAUGUGGAACCAUUUCUUGAACAGCCAGAAUCAAAGCAUCUGUUGGACCAAGCAUCCACACUCCCCUCUCAUCAACCACUUGACCGUUUCCAAGGUGACGGUAAUAUGGAAGCUGGUGUUACCAGUCACAAUAAAGACAAGGACAAUGGACACAGACAUGGAGAAGAUCAUAACACGGAUUUACAAGAUGAGAAACCAAAAAAAGAUUUAGAGAAGAACACAGACCAGGAUCUUGAACAGCCAGAAUCGGAGAAAAAGGAAGAUGAAAAUGAAGAGGCAGAGUCUCCUCCUGCCAAUGGCAAUUCUCCUCCCACUGCUGAUAAGUGUCCACCUUUGACCCAAAGCUCUCCAGAUAUGAGAACUAGGGAAGGUGCCAACUCAGACCAGGUUAAUGAAGAAACUUCAGAGGAAAAUGUCAGAGAGUCUCACUCAACAGGCUCGGUGAAGAAGCAGACAUCAUCAAGAGGAUCAGAAACUGCUUUACAUGCACAAGACCCAAACUUGUCUCAGGUUGAAAUGCACACAAGUAAAGACGACCAGCGAGAAUUGGACAAAACACUUUCUAAAGAUGAAAGUGAAUCAGAUCUUAAAAGUAAUCUGAAGUUGGAAGAAAUGGAAUCAGAUGAGGAGGAUCUGUAUUUAGACACCUCUCAGCCACCUCAUCAGAGCCCCACACAAACAGAACCAGAUGACUCUGAAAGUGAUGACUCUGAAGAGUGUCUGAACACUGAGGCCCAUGCAGAUCCAGAGCAAGAACCAGAAACUAUGAGAAGGCCCAAGUCGGAGGAAUCCGAGGAACAAUCAGCCUGCGGCACAGCAGAUUCAGAAGAGGGUGAGGGUGAAGGUGAAGGUACACCUGAGGAAAACAAAAAGGACCAGUGUGGCCCAAAGGAAGAAAAGACAGACAGCCUCAACGUGAGUGAGGAUAAAGAGAGAGAAAUGAAAACUGAAAAUGACAACAAGAAAAAAAAUGAUGUCAAAGUUGGCAUUGAAGAAGAGCCUCAGGCAGACAUUCAAAUGAAAAAAGGAGGGACAAGGUUGACUGAAAACUGAUUCAAAUCAGUAACAGUUGUUGGUACCAUACAAAAUCCACUGAUGAUAUAACGUUUAGAUUCUGAGCAUUCAGAGGAAAACCAAAGUAACAGAGGAAAGAAAUGUUUUUUUAUACAGUUGCCUUCUAUUUUAUUUUUGUAAUUUCCACCAUGUCUCUAGAUUCCAAAGAACAAACACACCUCUGCAUUAAGCCUCCUCGCAGAUAAUGUAAAGGACAACAAAUAGCAACUCUGAGGUUGAAGGCACAAACACAGGGACAGGACUGUUCUGAGGCACAGGUCUGAGGAAGGCAACACAAGUUUUAUCAUACCAUUUUAUUCUUGUAAAAAAAUGUAAUGUUUUUAAACACUAUCUACUGAUCUUUUGAUCUGAUAAUAUAUAAGGGCUGGGUGUGUUUGUCAGCACUGAUUAUUAUUAUUAAUUGUUUGUCAUUUUGAUUCAAAACUGUGCAGCUAUAGUUUCUAUUAAGAAACCACAUACACAAAUAUACUGCUGUCUUUUUUUGACAGCCUAAGGAGAGGUAAUGUGUAGAUUUGCAUAACACUGACAAUCUAUAACUGACACAGACAAAAGAACACUCAUUGCUCAUGUAUUUGUCAUAAUAUUUUUAUGUCAAUAGGGGGCAGUGUUUGUCAGUCUUUAUAUCCACUCACUCCACGCAGAUUUUUAUGGCUAUUAGUCCUUUUUAGCUCCUUCAUCUGUUGCAGUUGAGGGACAUUCUAGGUUGUAAAGGCAGAGUUAACAAAUACAAAGUAGAAAAUAUAAUUCUGAAGUGUCGGUCUACAGGAAUUUACUGCUAAAGCAAUGGUGCAAUGAUGUUUGUUAUUUGUUUCUUGUAUUCGGGACAGCGUGUUUUAUGUACAAUCAUUUUAUAAGGAAUGUUUCAUUUGGAAAUCAUUCAAGGAAACAAUUAAGAAAAGCUUGUUUUAAUAAAAGUUGUCUUAUUGGACACAGCAU
This is a messenger RNA of Solea solea (common sole), 3778 nucleotides long. RefSeq names its product claspin-like. The record is from RefSeq and is a predicted model, not a curated record. The transcript has 15 exons. The coding region runs from base 446 to 2821 and encodes 791 amino acids. NCBI's taxonomy places the organism in Eukaryota, Metazoa, Chordata, Actinopteri, Pleuronectiformes, Soleidae.